Messenger RNA from Cantharellus anzutake, 378 nucleotides. RefSeq lists its product as uncharacterized. The annotation marks the transcript as partial. The record is from RefSeq and is a predicted model, not a curated record. Lineage: Eukaryota; Fungi; Basidiomycota; Agaricomycetes; Cantharellales; Hydnaceae. The transcript is spliced from 2 exons.
CUGCCAAGUCAUGCACAGUUCUCAGGAGAGAUCCUAGAUUCAGCAUACAAUGAUGUUCAGAGGGGAAACAUGCAGAAACAAAGGGGGAAAAUGGGGACUGGACAAUGUGAUGGGUGGAAGGAUAUCACUAAGAACCACCUACAGGGAUUCAUGGUCUGUGUGGAUGGGGUAUCUUGGCUCACUAACAUCCACAACAUGUCUGCAGAGCAGAGAACCGGUGCCAAACUCCUAGGACUGAUGGAGAGAGAGGAGUUUAUCGAGAAGGAGCUAGAAAUAGACCUAAUUGGCUGGACCUCAGAUGCGGGGCCUGACUCCAAAAAGGCCUGCAAGGACUUGGUUAAGAAAUUCCCUCACCUUUUGGAAACUGACUGUAUUGCA